AUGAAACACACACACAACACGCUUAGGCACCCCCACAAAUCACGACCGCCGCUUCACGUAGAGCGCGGGCUUGUAGUCCUCGAGGUAGGCCUCGAUGACGCCGUGCUUGUAGGACUUGGUCUUCUUCCGGAUGUACAUGGCCCAGUCGUAGGCCGUGUGCUUGUGCUUGUCCUUGGCCUUGAUGGACGCGCCCGUCUCGAGGAUGGCCUUGACGCACUCGAGGUGGCCCGCGUACGCCGCGUAGAUGAGCGGCGUCCAGCCGCCUCUAUCUUUAGCUUCGGGGUCGCCGCCCUGCUCGAGGAGCACCUCCAGCAGGUCCGCGUCUCCCCCCAAACAGGCCAGGUGCACGGGCGUGAUGCCCUGCAUGUUUUUUUUGUCGAUGUUCGCGUGGCGCGAGUGCAAAUCCAGGAUCGAGCCGCUCAUCUUGUUCUGGGCCGCGCCCAUCAUCGGCGACGCGCCCGUCAGCCGGCCCCGGUGGCUCUUGUAGUCCUCGCCGCGAUCCGGGUUCGCUUCCAACCCGAGCAGGAUCUCGACCAUGUCCUCGCGCUCCUCCUUGAUGGCCAGCGACAACGGCGUGCGCCCGAACUCGUCGUACUCGUUCAUGAUCUUCGCGGCGUAGCCCUGGAACUCCUCCUUGCUAUUCCCGCCCUCGCCCUGGUGCCGCGUCCUUUCCACCCCAGCUUUCUUGCCGAUGUUCUUCUCGUCCUUCUCCUGCGCCGCCAUCAUAAUAUCCACAAUUCUGUUCUUGUCGCAGUCGACGACGGCCUCGUGGAGCGUCUUCCAGUAGCAGCACCCAAAGUACUUCCGCGUCCGGACGCAGCAGCGCGGCCGCCAGCUCUUCUUCUUCUUCUUCGGCUCGGGCUGGGCCUCGAAGGCGGCCAUCGCGUCGGCGAUCUCCUUCUUGCGGAUGGCGUCCCGCCGGGCCUUGAGGUCGCGCUUCCUCGCCUCGGCGAUCGUGAUCUCGUUGCCAUCCCUAUCCUCGAUCUGCGUCGCGAGGAUGUCCCACUCGUCGGGGUUCACCAUCUUGUUGUCGUGUCGGGCUGCCCCGAGCGCGCUCGGAACUCACGUGUCGUCGGCGCUGGGCUCUUGUCCAAGGUGUCUAGGCUGCCCGGCGCUCUUGGAACGAAGUUUGAGCCGCGGGCCGCGGGCAGCAAGGCUUCGGGACCACGAUGGGUCCUACGCGCCACUGCUGGGCCCCGGGACAGCGCGGAUAGGAGCUGUUUUUGCCCUGCCGUAGCGCGAGCUGGGCCUGGACCCGCACGGUACGGGCUAGCGACGGCUCGCGCGUACAUACUACGAAAGAGCCAGAUAAGUUCAGAAAUAAAAAAGACACAU
Messenger RNA from Pelagomonas calceolata, 1335 nucleotides. The record is from the annotation of a GenBank genome assembly. NCBI's taxonomy places the organism in Eukaryota, Pelagophyceae, Pelagomonadales, Pelagomonadaceae.